This is a messenger RNA of Cynoglossus semilaevis (tongue sole), 2131 nucleotides long. It is a transcript of the gene tymp, whose product is annotated as thymidine phosphorylase. The transcript has 10 exons. Gene Ontology annotation, cellular component: cytosol. The record is from RefSeq and is a predicted model, not a curated record. Gene Ontology annotation, biological process: pyrimidine nucleoside metabolic process; pyrimidine nucleobase metabolic process. Gene Ontology annotation, molecular function: 1,4-alpha-oligoglucan phosphorylase activity; pyrimidine-nucleoside phosphorylase activity. NCBI's taxonomy places the organism in Eukaryota, Metazoa, Chordata, Actinopteri, Pleuronectiformes, Cynoglossidae. The coding region runs from base 333 to 1676 and encodes 447 amino acids.
CUUUCACAAAGUGUGUUAAACACAAUUUCCAUGUUUCAAUCAACAAACACACCCUGUUAGCUAAACAAAAAGGUGACUAAAGGUUGUGCUGUGAACUGAGAUUUGAGUUCAGCUAUAAGAUAAAGUAAAAGUGAAAGUGUUCUAUUUAUCGUUGCACACCACCACACACACAUUGAAUUGUCUGUCCUCUGCAUUCAUUCCAUCACGAUGCUGUGAGUGUGUGGGGGAGUGGUCAGAGGAAGGGGAGACGGGGUCGGAGUCUGUGUGUGCACAAGACGGGGGACCAGGAAACGGACAGGGAGGGAGUUGGGCUUCCUGACUGCCUGGUAAACAUGCUGUCAAUACCAGAUGUUAUCAGGAAGAAGAGAGAUGGAGAGACAUUGAGCGACGAUGACAUCAAACUGUUCAUCGGCGCAGUCACAGAGAAAUCCAUUCAGGAUGCUCAGACAGGUGCGAUGCUCAUGGCAAUCUGGCAGAAGGGGAUGGAGGUCACAGAGAUCGAGUCCUUCACCAGGGAGAUGAUGCUGUCAGGGGAAGUGAUGUCAUGGCCGCAGGAGUGGGCAGGACAAGUGGUGGACAAACACUCCACAGGUGGAGUGGGAGACAAGGUUAGCCUGGUGUUAGCACCAGUGCUAGCCGCCUGUGGAUUGAAGGUCCCGAUGAUAAGUGGGCGUGGCCUGGCCCACACAGGAGGAACUCUGGACAAAUUGGAGUCAAUACCAGGAUUUAACAUCCAGCAAUCAUCAGAGCAGAUUCUGAAGAUCCUUGGCUCGGUGGGCUGUUGCAUCGUGGGACAAACAGAGAAGAUAGUUCCUGCAGACCGAGUCCUCUAUGCCCAGAGGGACGCCACCAGCACUGUGGACAGUCUGCCACUCAUCACAGGUUCAAUCAUCUCUAAGAAAGGAGCUGAGUCUUUAUCGGCUCUGAUUCUUGACGUGAAGUUCGGAAAAGCGGCUCUGUACAAAGACCUGGAGAGUGCUAAGAAGCUGGCGCAGUCCCUGGGGAGGGAAGGGAAUGGUUUAGGAAUGCGAACUGGAGCGGUGCUCAGCACUAUGGACUCAGUGAUUGGUCGAAAUGUGGGCAACAGUCUGGAGGUGAUUGAGUCUCUGGAGGCAUUGAAGGGAAAUGGUCCUGAAGAUCUGAUGGAACUGGUCACCACUCUGGGGGGCAUACUUCUAUUAAUGACCUCCAAGGCCUCCGACCUAUCAGAAGGUAGGAAACAGGUUUUGGACGUAGUGAAAAGUGGAGCAGCUCUGCUUCGUUUCCAGGCCAUGAUGGAGGCUCAGGGCGUGGCCAAGAAAACUGCUGAGACACUAUGCUCCGCCCACACUGACUACUUCAGCGUUCUGAGGAAAUCUGAGCACCAGACUGAACUGAGGACAUUAGCAGAUGGUGCUGUCACAGGACUCGAUGGUUUGGUUUUGGCGCAAGUUCUUCAUAAGCUUGGGGCUGGACGAUCAAAGGCUGGGGAACCUAUCAAUCACAGUGUAGGGGCGGAGCUACUGGUGUCAUUUGGUCAGAAGGUGGAGAAAGGCACCCCCUGGCUGCGGAUUCAUUAUGAGAAGCCAUCCCUGACUCCAGACCAGAUGAGUCGACUGCAGAACGCUCUUACCCUGGGAUCAGACUCAAAAAUGCAAACACAGAGUCUGGUCAAAGAGCUGCUGCUUCCAAAUUAACACAUACUGACGAUUUAAGUAAUUAACAAUUGAAUACUGCUGAGCAUAACACAAUAUGCAUGAACUGUGGGGAUGAUUAAUUUAGAUAAUUAUGAAAAUCCUCUUUUAAACACUUCUGACAUUAAAAAGAAGAAUUUCAAGGGUUUUUACAAAAACUACUCGGUGGAGUUGCACAUUGUCUUUGUGGACAAAGAGAAAGCAUACAAUAGGGUGCUUAUGGCAGAAUUUUUUGGAUUGCGCAAGACAGUUGGGAGUGGCAGAGAAGUAUGUGAAGAUGGUGUAUAAUAAUAUAUUAUAUAUAAUAAUGUUUAGUGCAAUUAUGAUAAUUAUGAUAAUUAUAUACAAUGAUAGAGGACGUUAUAAUACUCAUUCCUUACUUUAUUUACUUACCUUUUUACUUUGCUAACCAGAGUAAUUUACAAGACAAAUGAGUUUAAUAGGGUUUUUACAAAAAA